Molecule: messenger RNA, 1858 nt
Organism: Triticum urartu
Lineage: Eukaryota; Viridiplantae; Streptophyta; Magnoliopsida; Poales; Poaceae
Product: mitochondrial inner membrane protein OXA1-like
Biological process (GO): protein insertion into mitochondrial inner membrane from matrix
Cellular component (GO): mitochondrial inner membrane
Molecular function (GO): membrane insertase activity
Source: RefSeq, a predicted model, not a curated record
ACCUGGAGGCGGGAAGCCCACUCUAGAGUCCUCGGUGGCUCAGACACCCCAUUCCUCCCGCCGCCGUCUCGGCUCCGCCGCCCUCCUCUCCGAGCGUCGCCUUCCACCCCACCCCACCAAGCCGAGGGCCAUGGCGUUCGCCGCGCGGAGGAGCCUCGCCUCCCGCUUCUCCCACCACCUCACCCGCCGCUUCCACCCAUCCGUCCCGCAUCUGCUCACCCGCUCCAACGACGACGACCCCCCGAGCCCCUCAUCUCAGCCACAGCCACUCCCGUCAUUCCGCUCCCCGCUCCCGCCCGCUUCCAGAGCAGCCCAAACCCUACACCACCUCCUCCCCUUCUCUCUCCACCACUCGGGGCUACCUCGCCGCGGCUUCUCCUCCUCCGCCCCCGCCCCGGACCCACCCGGAGAGGUUGAUGCUGCCGCGAGCGUCCUUGUCGACGCCGCGGAGGCGGUGGCUUCGUCGGUGCCGGCGCCGUUCCCGGGGGAGGUGGCAGCCGCCGCCGCCGACUCCUUCUUCCCCGUCGCCGCGCUGCAGUACCUCAUUGACUACGUACAUACCUUCACCGGUCUCAACUGGUGGGCUUGUAUCGUGUUAACGACGGUGCUGAUCCGGACCGCUACGAUACCAGUGCUGGUUAGCCAGCUGAAGUCCUCCCAGAAGCUAAAUGCAAUAAAACCAGAGAUGGAAGCCAUUAAGGAUGCAAUGGAUAGUCCGGAUCCAAAAGCAGCGUUAGAGGGGAAGUAUAAAAUGACCGCACUCUUUCAAAAGCAUGGUGUUAGUCCAUUUAGUCCACUAAAAGGAAUGCUAAUCCAAGGGCCAAUGUUCAUGAGCUUUUUCUUUGCUAUAAAUAACAUGGUUGAGAAAGUCCCUUCAAUGAAAGCAGGAGGAGUAUUUUGGUUUACUGAUCUGACAACCCCGGAUCCUCUUUACAUCUGUCCUGUGUUAGCAGCACUGACCUUCUUGGUCACAGUGGAGCUUAACCUGCAGGAAGGAAUGGAGGGCAAUUCUAUGGCUGAUAAAAUGAAGACAUUUUCUAGAGGAAUGGCACUCAUGACAGUCCCGUUCACAAUGAAUUUUGCCAAGGGAAUUUUCUGUUACUGGGUCACGUCGAACUUGUUCUCCCUCGUAUAUGGUAUUGUUAUUCGUCGACCCGCUGUGAGGAAGUUGUUUAAUCUUCCUGCUUGGGAAGCUCCGUCUGCACCUGCGCUGAAUUCAGCCUUGAAUAUGUUUGGUGGAUCCAAGGCAGUACCUUCAGAAAAGUCACCUUUAGCACUCACGGCAGCCCAGCAGUCUUCUUUGGAGAAACCUGAUGCUGCCGCUCUUGGGUAUCGGGUAAAAAAUCUUGAAAAGAAGGGGAAAUCUAGAGGCAAAUCUCGGAAGCGCAGGUAAACCAUGCGGCACAUAGGAGCUUAAUGAGAGAGAAAAAAAGCCAUUUUGACCUCGUGGACGGUUGAGACUUGAUUUAUCCUGACAUGGUGCUAAGAUUUGAUUUUGCACAAGGAGGCCGCCAUUGUUUCUUCACAUUGUAGGGUUGCUGUGGCCUUCUUCAGUGAAUAAGAGCGAUUUUGAUAUCCUAAUAGUUUAUACACAAAUGUAAUUUGAGCAAGUUGCAAUAAUUAAUCUUGGUGUUUAUCUUCCGUAAAUGGAGAUUAACCAGUUCCUCUGGAGUUUUAGAGAGCCUGGGUGACAAAAUGGGGUAAACUAUGAUAAUCGGGAAAAUUAGAUCUUUGCCCCACUUUACUUCCCCAUUAGAUAAUUUGCCAGUUCCUCUGGAGUUGUACGCCUUCUUGAUGUUUUCAGACCUGACCAAAGGAUCACUCCUUCCGGAAUAACAUGAGCGUGUGCUUUCUUUCA